Acipenser ruthenus (sterlet) is the source of this 4346-nucleotide messenger RNA. RefSeq names its product MAGUK p55 subfamily member 7-like. The transcript has 21 exons. Gene Ontology annotation, molecular function: protein binding. Lineage: Eukaryota; Metazoa; Chordata; Actinopteri; Acipenseriformes; Acipenseridae. The record is from RefSeq and is a predicted model, not a curated record. The coding region runs from base 867 to 2636 and encodes 589 amino acids. Gene Ontology annotation, biological process: protein localization to adherens junction. Gene Ontology annotation, cellular component: plasma membrane; cell-cell junction.
CAGCAUGACCCACUAAAGAAAGAAAACAGCACUCAAGAGCCUCCGUCUAGGUGGAGAAUUAUCCAAUCAGCGGGCGUACUAAGGCACGGGCUUCCGCUAGCAUGUUCCAUUGAUUGAUGGGGGACUAAUGGGCGUCUCAGUUUAGAACACGUCGGAAAACAAGGAUGCGGUUGCUUGUUUAGUUAGGGAAAAAGCACACGGGAAGACGAAGGUCUCUGUAUAUUUGGAAAAGAAAAAAAAGACAUUACAUCUUAAAUCGAGUUUCCCUGCAGACUUCCAAAACGGAGAGUAGACAGGUGAAGACAGCAUCACACACAGGAACCCGAAGUUGCUGGUUGGUGCUGAGAGGGGAUGGUAUGAGAACUCUACUAUAGACUCCAUGUCACAGGCUUUCCUGGGAGACUGGAGAUGUUCUUGGACCGGUGCACAGGCUGUGAAGGAUCGUUUUUCUUGGAAUUGUAGGUACUAUACAGCACACUUGAUGGAUAGGAUAGUCUUGGAAGAGCCGUUGCCUCUGACAGGCGGAUGCUUUCUCGUGAUGGAAGAUGCUGUAUUUCUAUAUGCUGUGCUGGAGUGAAAUACGUGAUAGUAAAGCCAUCUGUGUGAAGGGAUUGCUGCGAGUCACAGAAGCUGUGGUGUGCUGUGCCUCGCCUGCCUGCAUGACCGAAGUGCAGUCCUCAUCCAGCCUCACAAUACAGUAGCACGACCUGCAGGGAUUGGCUUUCAUGCAGAGGGGGCUGCUGCAAAUGGCAUAAAUCUUCCCAGAGACAACUUGGCUAAGAGUGGUUGAACGGAAAUUGAUUGCUGCUUUCUGGCUAUUGAGUGUUACUCUGACAGUCCUGUGUGAUAAUCCACAGGCAGGAAUCAUGCCGGCGUUAUCAACUGGACCUGGAAAUGACACAGGUCUGUAUGAGCUGCUGGCUGCGUUGCCGUCUCAGCUCCAGUCACAUGUGGACAGGCAGGAAGACCGGACCUUCCUUCGAGAUAUGUUUGGUGAAAAAAGUCUCCAUUCACUGAUGAAGAUUCAUGAGAAGCUCCAGCACUAUGAGAAGCAAUGCCCAUCACCUGUCCUUCACACUGCGGCCUCCUUGGCGAAUGAUCUGGCUGAGGAGCUGCAGAGCAAGCCAAUGAACAGCGAGACUCAAGAGCUGCUGAAGUUGCUGUCCAGACCUCAUGUCAAGAGUUUACUUUCUGUCCACGACACAGUAGCUCAGAAGAGCUACGACCCAGAAUUGCCUCCUUUGCCAGAUGAUAUUGAUGAUGAUGAAGAUUCAGUGAAGAUUAUCCGCCUGGUCAAGAACAAGGAGCCACUAGGGGCAACAAUAAAAAGAGAUGAAAACACAGGAGCUGUUGUUGUUGCAAGAAUAAUGAGAGGAGGAGCCGCUGACAGAAGUGGUCUAAUUCAUGUGGGGGAUGAACUGAGGGAGGUGAAUGGAAUUCCUGUGGAGGAUAAGAAACCUGAGGAAAUCAUUCAUAUUUUGGCCCAGUCACAAGGAGCAAUAACAUUUAAGAUCAUACCAGGCAUCAACGAGGACACAAGCAGCAAGGAACCCAAGAUGUGUGUUAAAACCCUUUUUGACUAUGAUCCUAAUGAGGACAAAGCGAUCCCAUGUAAAGAAGCUGGGCUCCCUUUCAAAAUGGGAGAUGUCCUUCAGAUCAUGAGCCAGGAUGAUGCAACUUGGUGGCAGGCCAAACUGGAAGGUGAUGCCAACCCCCGAGCAGGCCUGAUCCCUUCCAAACACUUCCAGGAGAGGAGAUUGGCACUGAGAAGGCCUGUAACCCUUGUUCAUCCUCAAAGAAAUUCAAACAGAAGAUUGUAUGCUGAAAGUGGUCCCCAUGUAAACGGAUUCUACAUAGCUGGUUUACGGAGAAGCUUUCGACUCAGCAGAAAAGACAGAAAAACAAACAAGUCGAUGUACGAGUGCCAGAAGAGCGAGCAGUACGACAUGGCUGAUGUACCGACAUACGAAGAGGUGACCCCGUACCAGAGACAGUCCAGUGACAAGUACAGGCUGGUGGUGCUGGUUGGUCCUGUGGGAGUGGGAUUAAAUGAGCUGAAAAGGAAACUGCUGGUUUCUGAUCCCCAGCAUUACGGUGUGACAGUGCCAUACACCACGAGACCGAAGAGGAGCCAGGAGAGUGACGGUGUGGAAUACCACUUCAUCUCCAAGCACCUGUUUGAGACAGAUAUACGAAACAGCAAGUUUAUCGAAUAUGGUGAAUACAAAGGAAAUUAUUAUGGAACCAGCCUUGACUCUAUUCGCUCAGUGUUGAUGAAGAACAAGGUGUGCCUGUUGGAUGUGCAGUCACAUACGAUAAAACACUUAAGAACAUCAGAAUUUAAACCCUUUGUGAUUUUUGUGAAGCCACCGCCAAUCGAACGACUGCGAGAAACCAGAAAAAACGGCAAGGUCAUCUCCAGCAAAGACGACAAGAGCUCUGCAAAGUCUUUCACGGAGGAAGAUUUUCAGGAAAUGAUCAGUGCAGCACAGAUGAUUGAGAACCAACAUGGCCAUCUGUUUGAAAAAGUCAUUGUGAACGAUGAUCUAGUGACAGCCUUUAAUGAAAUGAAGACUGCGUUGAAAAAGCUGGAAGUGGAGACUCACUGGGUCCCAGUGAGCUGGAUACACUCUUAACCAAAAAGGGAUGAACUGGAACAUUUCACUUUCUCAAAAGCAUGCAACAUUUGACUUUAUUCAAGGCAUUAAAAAGCUCCAAAAACAUUCAAACAACCCCUUGUACUGUCUUUCUGAGGGGCAGUUUCUUAACCUGAAUUCAGUUACUGACACUAGAUUUGUUUUUUUUUGUUUGUUUUUUUAAAUAUACAGAAGUUAUCUUGUCAAAAGGAGUGCUUACCAGUUUAACUGCCAGUUAGCAGUGUGCCAGUGUGGACUUGUUUCUUUGUAUUGUUUUAACAUUAGUUUUAGAAACCAAAGGGAUUAUUUUUUGGAAUGUCGAAGGUUGUACAUUUUUUGCAUAUAAAGAACAGAUGUCUAAUGUUAUUUAAACAUGAAAACUUAAUAUAUUAUUUUAAUCAACUGCUUUUUUAAAACUACAUAUGCAUAUUUCCCCAGCAACCUCUCGAUUUUUUACAAUCAAAUUUAGUACGUAGAUUACAUAAUGGUAUAUUCUAAUGAUAUUUGAAUGAUUAACAGUAAAUACCCCCCACCCCCCUGGUCCAGUGGUGAUAUUCAUCAUCAACAUUAUUAAACACAAUAAAACUACAGUGGGGAAAAGUUCUCAUUAGAAUAGGUUUACUAGUUUGAGGGCGGAGGUUUAUAAAUGCACUGCUGUUAAGAUCAUUUAAAAAAAUACACUAUUACCAGUGUUUUAAAUAACGUUUUUUUAGAUGCAGGUCUAGAGGAUAACGCAUUGUUUUUUCUACUUUUAUUUUUUAAAAAUGCGCUUUUUGGGCAUUUCUAAGAAGUUACUUGCAGAAGAUAAUGAUGCACCCAGUACCUAGUGUAAAAAAUCCACCUUGCUUGUAGGGUAUGAGGCAGUUUUUCUGUACAAGCUAUCUGGCUUUGGCUACCACUUCCUAGAGGUUUACUGAAACUUGUAUAAUUAGGGUGGAGUUGAAUUUUCUUGCUGUAUUUUUACAACAGGGAGUGUAAUAUAAGGUUCAAAACAUUUCCAGAUUUACUACUGAAGUAAAUGUUUAAUUGUGACUCCUGACUAACAGGGUGUGUUGUUUUUAAUUUAAAAACACAUAACUUAUUUGGUGGCGGGGCGGGGGUAACAUGCGGUUAAGUGUAUCUGCAACACCUAGAAGUGAAGAAUUUAGUGAAAAACUGAAAGGAUGCAACAGGGAAAGUUGUAUCUGUUGUUGUGUGUGUUUUUAGAAGUGUCUGUUCUAGAUAUAGACGUUGGCUUUGUACAGGUGUGCUCAACAUUCCAUGUAAAUAUUUACAUCUCCUUGUGCAGGUCAACUCACCAGUGGUGCACUGUAAUUGUAUUUCAACAGUUGAUGAUGAUGCAUAUUAUUAUUAUUAUUAUACAGUAUGUUUUUAACUGAGUGUUGUAUUAUAAUGUUAGACAAAUAUCCAGCUAAACUGUUAGUACUUCUUCCGAGCAUAUGUAAAUCUGUUAACAAGGAAGGUUACCUGUAUCCACAGUACAGCCUUUGAGGUUUCAAAUUAAAUGUGCUUCCAUUGCCCAUCAUGCAGUUUUUUUUAAACAUCUGUUACUGGAAUUCAUUAUUUUUUGGUGAUUUUGUGUUGCUUUAACCGUACAAACCCAUGUUUUGUACUCAGUUUUCUCUAUUUACAAUAAGUCUGCCAACUGGAGAAGCAGAUUUAUUUAAUUUCUUUCACAAAGUACAUUAAAUAAUUAACUGUAUAAAUCAA